Messenger RNA from Triplophysa rosa, 5528 nucleotides. Its product is annotated as max-binding protein MNT-like. The record is from RefSeq and is a predicted model, not a curated record. The transcript has 2 exons. Lineage: Eukaryota; Metazoa; Chordata; Actinopteri; Cypriniformes; Nemacheilidae. The coding region runs from base 2657 to 3481 and encodes 274 amino acids.
CAGAACAACCUAGCAACAUCCUGCGACCACCCAGAACCCCCUAGCAACAUCCUGACAACCACUGAGAACACCCUGCGACCACCUAGAACACCCUAGCAAUGCCUUGAUAACCCCCAGAACACCCUAACAACAUCCUGACAACCCCAGAACACCCUAUCAACAUCUUGACAACCCCCAGAACACCCUAUCAACAUCUUGACAACCCCCAGAACACCAUAACAACAUCUUGACAACCCCCAGAACACCCUAACAACAUCCUGACAACCCCCAGAACACCCUAUCAACAUCCUGACAACCCCCAGAACACCCUAGCAACAUUUUACGACCACCCAGAACAACCUAGCAACAUCCUGCGACCACCCAGAACCCCCUAGCAACAUCCUGACAACCACUGAGAACACCCUGCGACCACCUAGAACACCCUAGCAAUGCCUUGAUAACCCCCAGAAGAUCCCAGCAACAACCUUCCACCACUCAGAAAACCCUAGCAAUGCCCUGACAACCAUCCAGACACCCUAGCAACAUCCUGCGGCCACCCAGAACACCCUAGCAACAUCCUGACAACCCCCAGACACCCUAACAACAUCCUGGCAACCUCCAGAACAUCCUGUGGCCACCCACAACACCCUAGCAACAUCCUGCGACCACCCAGAACCCCCUAGCAACAUCCUGACAACCACUGAGAACACCCUGCGACCACCUCGAACACCCUAACAAUGCCUUGAUAACCCCCAGAAAACCCUAGCAAUGCCCUGACAACCACGCAGAACACCCUAGCAACGCCCUGACAAACACUCAGAAUACUUUAGCAAUAAGGCAGCGAGCUUUGCACAAACACAAUUCAAAUACACAUUCUUCAUAAAACCUAUGGUUAAAUUAAACUAGUUAUAUGUAUAUAUUUGUAUGUUUUGAAAGUUUGUAUAUAUGUACAUAAAACAGCAUAAUAUGCAUUAUCCAUGCAGGAAAUGCCAUGUGUUGGCUAGCCCGGGUGUUUGUGCAAUGUUGACCUGCUGUGUGCAGGGGGUUUAAUGCCAGGCUGCCCAAUCUGACUAAUCCUAGAUCAGGCUUCAGUAGGGCAGACUCCCCCUCUCUCUUUCUCUCUGCACUCUCUACCUACUGCGUUAAGCGUAUUUAUAUUCUCUUGAUACAGUAUCACUGAGUUAUAUAACCCCAGACACUCAUGAUUACCACCCUCCCUCAUCUGCAUACACGCUCAUUGUCUAACUGCUUUAGAUUUUUCUUACUGUACACCGCUGUCCUCUGAGGGUGGACUACCGGGCUCCUGUUUCUUGGUAGCCAAAAUACCCGUGCUGUUACACAUUUGCUUUGGCAUGUAAUGGGUAAGGGAGAGGUGGAGGACGAAGCCAUCUGAUGUGUGUCAGAGUCAUCACGUGCUCCGGGCUGGGGAAGGAGUGUAAACUGCUUUGCGCUAUAAAAAAGCUACAACUUUUACGCAUGAUCACAUAUGUUGAACAUGCUGUCACGAAGCAGUUCUGCUCUCAGGUUUUGCACUUCUGCAUUUCUUCCACACCUUUUUUAACCUCGGACAGACAUACCUGGUCCUGUUUUAGUGGUUUAAUCGCCUCAACGGUUUGUUCCCGUUAGCCUGGUUCGAUGUUUCACAGUCAGCUGACUAAUGCAAAAAGUGGGUCAGCAAGCCAUUUGCCUGUGUCACUGCCACAUCCCUCUCUUUCCAUCGUGACUCCACACACUGUUGCUCUCUUUUUCUCUGUCGUCUCAUUUAUUUAUUUAGGUGUUUUUAGAUUCUUUAUAGAUUCGUUUUUAGAUGCAUAUUUGGACACACUUAGGAGUUUCCUACAGUACUAAGCAUGUGUUCUCCAGCCACGGGAAUAACAUUUAGACGGCAGGAAUUUUCUGCCCUGAGACUUAAACUGCACAAUGAAUAUCAAAAUGUAGUCAAAGCUGAAGGGCUAUUGAGGAGUGAAUAACAACUUUUUAAGGGGAUGUUGAUUUCUGUAUGCAGAAUAGCGAGGUGAUGUUUCUAUUUAUCUUAGACUGUAUUUGUUUAAAAGUCACACAAACAGGGUUGAAACUAAAAUGUAUGUUUUAAAAUCAGUUUAUAAUAUCAAAAUGCAAACAUUAUUUCAUCAAAACAAUAAAUUAGACUACUAAUAAAAUUGGAUUAUAUAAUUGAGAAAUGGGUCACACUUAAAGGGAUACUUCACCCAAAAAUGAAAAUUCUGUCAUAAUUUACUCACCCUUAGCCAAACCUGUAUACAUUUCUUUGUUUUCCUGAUCACAGGGAGAAAUUUGGAAAAAAUGUCAGAUCUCGCCCUCCAUUUACUGCUAUAGUAGGGGGGGAAAUGAUGCGAGUCAAUGGGGAGUGAGAUUUGACAAUCUUCCAGAUUCCAGACCUGUGUGUUCAGCAGAACUAAGAAUUCAUACAGGUUUGGAACAAUCUGAGUGCGAGUAAAUGAUGACAUCAUUUUUGGGUGUAGUAUCACUUUAAAGAGUUUGUUUGAGGAAACAAAAAUUGUGUGAUUGAGUGAUUGUGGGCAGAUGAGCAUUCAUGUAAUGAUAAUGAUAAUAAUGUAAUAAUUACAGAGACAAUACUCCUGCGGGUGUGUUUGAGCGGAGUGUAAUUUAGCAUUUCUUGCAGACGUUAAAACGAAAAGAAAAGGAGUAUGAGCACGAGAUGGAGCGUUUGGCGCGGGAGAAGAUCGCCACCCAGCAGAGACUUGCUGAGCUGAAGAACGAGUUGGGUCAGUGUAUGGACAUCAUGGAGAUCGACAGGAUCCUCAGACAGACGGUCCAGCCCGAAGAUGACCAGGCCUCUACAUCAACGGCAUCAGGUACAGAGGGUGAAGACAACUUUGACCAAGACAUAGCAGAAGACGUCCUUUCGUCUCCGCCACCCAAACCCCCUGCGCCGUUGCCACCCGAGCCCCGUGCCGCCAUGCCUCUGCCCACCAUCCUCUCUACGCACAUCUCCAUCCAACACAAACCCACACCCCUACCCGCCGCUCCAUCCACCCAGCCUCAGCCCGCCGUGGUCACCCCUCAGGCGAUCGCUCCUGCACCCCCUCCCCACAUGCUCACCCCUACUCAGCCGACAGUCAUCACUCAUGCGUCUGUAUCCCACGCCUCUGUCAUCCAAGCCGUGAACCAUGUCAUUCCAGCUGGGCCUAAACACUUGGCGCACAUUGUGCCCUCUAACGUCGGCCAGCCUAUCGGACACAUCACCGUGCACCCAGUAACCCACCUCCCCACUGCCAUUUACCCACAAUCGGUGGCCGUCUCGCAGCCAGCAGUGGUGGGGCACAUCACGCACACGCUGGCACACCACCCUCAAACCCAGGUCAACGGCACACCGGUCGGGGCCCAACAGGGGGCCAUGGUGGGGAAGCCCACAGCGGUGGUCGCCCAUCAUCACGCCGGGCUGGUCGGCCAGGCGGUUCUCAAUCCAGUGACUAUGGUAACUGUACCCCCCUUUCCCGUCAGCACGCUAAAGCUGGCCUGAAAGAAGCAGAAAGACUUUGGGGCCGAAUGAAUGGAGCUCUCUGUAGCAACUCACCAGAGACGGAAGAUGAAACACGCUAGCUGGAUGAUGAGUGACUAGAUCCCAGUUUCACUACUGUUGAUUCUACAUCGGCGGGGUUUCAUCAGGACCGGAUGGGCGCGAAAGGGCCUUGCGUGCCAUGGCACGCAGCAGUGGAAUGGUAUACGUGUAAUGCACUUGCUUAACUAAAUUAUAAGACAGCGAGUGUCAGUUUUUAGUCAUGUGAGAUCAGAGUGCUAAAAACAAAUCAAUCCUCUUCUCCUUCCCUCUAUAUUUCAUGCUAUCCCUUUUCUGUUUGCUCUGAUAUACAAGCCUGCCAUGAUCUUGUGUUUUACAUCCAUUCACCAAAAAUCCACAAAAACAAGAAACCUCAAUGUUAAUCAAAAACUAGAGUGCUUAAACGGGCCCAAAAGUAUUGAAAGCAUGCAAAGAAAACGUUAACGGGGUACGUUUUUAACGGGGACUUUUAAACUGUCUUGAAAAAAAAUCAGGUCACUCGGAACAAGUGUCUUGUGAGGAAAUGCAAGUGCCUAUAACCCCAAAUCAAGCCCAAUGGCGCCACCUGCUGCCUACGCGAUGAAACGACAUGUGUUUAUAAGCUAAUACGGUCGAAUGCGCUGCGCAGACUGAUCGGCGUAAAAUAUCAAAGUAUCGCGAGAGAAAUUCGAAAGUAUACCUCUCGACUACCUAUCGCGAUACAUAGAUGUUAAACGCCAUUCGGUCUGCGCAUCGCCUCGUGAAGUCGAACCCGUCUGACAAUAUGCGGCUACAGUGAGUCACAAAGUCUUAAAAUGUCGAUGAAGAACUGCAACGAACUAAUCAAAACACAAGUUCUCUUUUUCAAUAUACAUAUAUGACUACAUUUAGGCAUAUAAACUCUUAAGCGCUCAAAAUGUCUAACAUAAAACUACCUAAUGCGCUUUUAACACUUCAGAUAAUGACAAAUGAUGUCGGGCAUUAUCAGAAUCGUACUCAAAUGUCAAAUGAAGUCUUGGAAUAAAGCAGCUCCGUCUCCGCGCACAGCAUCAAACGCGCGCGCACGUGUCCGCACUGUGUUCGUUGCAUUGCACAGUCAUUUCUAUUUGUCGUUUUUUUAUUUUGAUGCGCUGUUGUGUGAAUUGUCGUGUUGUAGGUGGCUUUGUGUAUAAGCAUUUGGCUUUAAGAGGUUAAAAACUGUUGCACUGAGUCCGUUUCCAGGAUUAAAGGCCAUUUAUCACUAGCAGUCAGAGAUGCCCUGUUUAUACCUUUGCUUGUUAAACGCGCUCGCUUGGUUUAACCUGCACAAACUUUGCUCUCUUACUCUUUUUUUCCUGUCUAAAUCCGAUGGUUUACUGCUGAUGGUUUGGCUAAGUAUCUGAAUUAUUGCUUUAUAUACUGUCACUUUCAAACUGAACACUGUGAUUUCUGCUCCUCAUCAUCACCCUGCUCCAAAAACCCAAACUUUGCAUAUUCACCCAUUUUCUGUUUGUGUUUUCCCUCUUGUUUUGGGGAUGUGAAGAUGAAAAGAUACUGUGCUUCACAGACUCACUUAAAAUACCAACAAAAAUAGCGUAACCUUUGUGAAAUUAGUGUGUUUUUUCCCUCUCUUUUAUAUAUAUAUAUGUGAAUGAAUGUAUGUGUAUAUGUGAGGUAUAUGCACGCAUUCACAUAUACGUGUAUGUAUUUUAGGAUUAUACUGAUGCCUGGUUUUGCAUGUAGAUCGCGUUUUUUUGGUUGGUUGGUUUAAAUGUUAAUCCCUCCCCCCUUUCAUUUUAUUUUCGGGGACCAUGUAUCAUACUGUAUGAUGUGGGCGGGACCGUUAGACCUCAUUCUACAUUGAUAUUACAUAUAAAUAUAUGAAAAACUGUGCAUUUUCCCUAUGGAGAAAGUUUAAGUUAUAUAUCGCCUGUACAUUUUGGGCUGCAUUAGGAUCGAGUUGUCCACCAUGUUUAACUGAAAUAAUAGUAAUAAAACUUAUAAAAUAUUGCUAGAUUACUACAAAAACAUAAUGACGAUUCAUAAUAAAUCU